This is a messenger RNA of Anoplophora glabripennis (Asian longhorned beetle), 2174 nucleotides long. Its product is annotated as protein GPR107. Lineage: Eukaryota; Metazoa; Arthropoda; Insecta; Coleoptera; Cerambycidae. The record is from RefSeq and is a predicted model, not a curated record. The coding region runs from base 305 to 1882 and encodes 525 amino acids. Gene Ontology annotation, biological process: transport. The transcript is spliced from 6 exons. Gene Ontology annotation, cellular component: membrane; Golgi apparatus.
UACACAUGUUCAAAUUUGACAGUCACGGAUUUGACAGCGAAUCUAAUAUUUUAUUAAAAAUAUUUUAUUUUGUGCGAGUGUUUUAACAGAAUUUAAUUAGUGUUGUGAUAAACUUAAUUAUUAUAACCCAAUUUGGUGACCUUCCUAAAAUACUAAAAACCUUCGUUUUCUACUAUUGAUACAGAUCAUAUGGUUUAUUUUGGAUUGUUGGUAUAGGUUCUAGAAAUUAUAGUGAUUAUAUGCUCUAUCACAUUAUAAUGUCUACAUGGUUACCCCAAAUCAAUAGCUUUAUUUAAAAAUAAUUAUGAGGUCCUCUUUGGAAAAAAUUAUUUGUAUUUACAUUUGUACAGCAUUGUCUUCUGCCCGAAUACAUAAUCUGGAAAUAACAAACGAUGCACGUAGAUACAUUGCCCUUAGUACGUUUGGAUUUUAUACUGGAGGGGUCCUAGAAGUAAAGUUAAUCAAUUUUCGAGCUACUCCUAAGAAUGAUUCCGCUGUGUUUGGUUUCAGCCUGGAUAAAACCAUAAAUGAUGGCAUGAAUCCUUAUCUAGAUGGCCAUCAAGAUCACUGCGUCUUAGAAGACGAAGUGAAAAUACUUAAUAAUGAUGAAAUUGUAAUCUAUUUUAAACUUGAUCUCAAAAAUAAAAAAUUAAAAGUAAUAUGUAAAGAAAAACAAAUCGUUCACAUCUACAAAAGCAGUGAAGAUAUGAAGACUGCGUCAGGUACAGGAUCUUGCAAUAAUUUAGAUUUUGAUAUAAAGUCAGACGUUGAAAAUGAAUUUUCCUAUUACAAUGCUUCCUUUGCCAUGGCCGUGGAAAGUAUUCAAGAGGAAGGACUUUAUAACUUGUUCUUCCACAGUUGCCCGAACUAUAAUCCCGACACAGAGACUUUCGUGGAUUUUACCGUGGAAAUUGUUGAACAUAACCCAAGCAGCUACUUAUCUGCUGGAGACAUGCCUUUACCUGCUCUUUACUGCAUGAUGUCUAUUCUAUUUCUGUUGUCGGGCAUGUUUUGGGUCUUUUUGCUGAGACAAUCUAAGCACCCCGUUUUCAAAAUACACUACAUGAUGACUGUGCUAGUGUUCCUAAAGGCAAUCUCUCUAGCGUUUCAUGGAGUCAAUUAUCAUUACAUCGAGAGACUAGGAGUCCAUCUGGCUACUUGGGCUAUACUGUUUUAUGUUGCGCACUUACUCAAAGGGGCAUUAUUGUUCGUGGUUCUGGUACUUGUCGGCACUGGAUGGACUUUCAUUAAACACGUCCUCACUCCGAGAGACAAGCGACUUUUCAUGGCUGUAAUACCCCUUCAAGUGCUUGCUAACAUAGCGGAGAUUAUAUUAGAAGAGAGCGAGGAAGGUGCUCGUGAAUAUGUCGCAUGGAAGAAUUUCGUUAUACUCGUCGAUUUGUUAUGUUGCGGUUGUAUAUUGUUCCCUGUCGUCUGGUCUAUAAGACACCUGCAAGAGGCUUCGCAGACCGAUGGAAAGGCUGCUAUGAAUCUGAGAAAGUUGAAGUUGUUCAGGCACUUUUAUGUCAUGAUCGUGUGUUACAUCUACUCGACAAGGAUUAUAGUAUAUCUGUUGAAGAUUACAGUACCGUUUCAGUACGGGUGGUUACAUGAAAUGUUCCGUGAAAUGGCCACUUACGUGUUCUUUGUUCUCACGGCUUAUAAAUUUAGACCAGCUUCACAGAAUCCGUAUUUUGCACUCAGUGAUGACGAGGAUGAUGAAAUGGAUCAAGUACUUACAGAGUCGGGAGCGACGGAGGGGUUAAGGAAAGUUAAUUCUAGGGUGACUAAAGUACCGCUGCAUCAGCAGAUUUUAACUGAGGUAACGGAGGAAGAGAAAAAUGCAUUGCUUGGAAAAGAGAGCAGCCAUGAAUAUGAUUAAUUUUCAAAUUCCACUCUUGUGUUAGGCUUUUAGAAUAAUUAUUGAUACUGUGAUAGUAUUAAGACCAUAAGACCUGUUUGUCGAGUGAUUAAAUAACAAACAAAUUAUGUAACAUUGACUACACUGAUUUUAUAGUAAUAAUGUAUUAAUUUAUUUGAAAUGCAUAAUUAUAUCACUAAAAUAAUAAAUAAAAUAUCGUGUUCAUUUAUUAAUUUAUAGAUUGUAAUAAAAUAGGAAUAAUUUACUUUAUGUUGCUACAAACCUCGUAUGUUUUUUUUUUUAUUAAAGACAA